ACCAAGAGUCAGAAGUGCACAGAUGGCUAUGGCUUUCACCCCGGGGGGCUCUUUGGGGACGCUUGGUUCUGGGGCUAGGGAAAGGCUGCGACGGGCCGCGGGGAUCCUGGCGCACGUCUGCGGACUAGCCCUGUAUAUGAAAAGAUAUGUUGAGAAGAGUCGAGCAGAAGAGUGGGCACUAUUUUACUUGAAUAUGAAGAAUCAUUCAACUAAUGAACCAUUUUUGUUUACCAUGAGUGAUUUUUCUAAAUAUAAUUUGAGCAAAAAAUUUGAAAAGCUGAAGACAUUGUUGUUCACUCAGCCUAAGCAAAGGAGCCAAGAAAAUCUCAGAGAGAUUCAACAAUGUCUAAAGAUGAACAGGUCAUUUUGCAGUCUGCCAAAUGAAGUUCAGCUCCAACUUUGCCAGACCGCAAUAUAUCAAGAGUUUGGAGCUGAAAGCCUGGUUCUAAGGCAAGGACAUGCACCUCUUGAAUGCUACUUGAUUCUUGCUGGCCGUUUAAGGGUUGUAUCAAGUAACACAAGCACCAACAAAAACUCUGACAUUUUAAGUGAGUUUGAAGAAGGCGACUUCAUUGGGGAAAUCUGCCUCUUAACAAAUGCCAAUCGACCUACUUCAGUUGUAUGUGAAACAAAUGUAGAACUUCUGGUGGUAAGUAAAGAAGAUUUUCACUGCAUGCUUGCACAGAGAGUCCAAGAACAAUACCAAGAAAUGUGCAGCUUUCUAAGGAAUCUCCCAUUAUUCUCUUCAUGGCCCAAAGAAAAGAUAGAAUUUCUGGUUCAUUGCUCCUUACGCCGAUACUACAGGGCUGGAACAACCAUUAUCUCUGAUCAUUUAAAAUCCUGCUUCUUUGUAUUCAUCACAUCUGGUCAUUGUCUGGUAACUGCACAGAUUAACUAUGAGAAAAUAUCUGUACCUUCCUGGGUGAUGAAGACAGUUUCUUCCACUCUAAAAAAUUUUCACAGUGGUCUUCCAUCGAGGCAAACUAUUGGUGUAACUGGGAAAAGCUUAGAAAGAUCCACAGUUUCUCCAAAGAUUUCAUUCUCAGCUGCUAGAAAAACACCAGUCAACACAAAAAAACCCCAGCACCAGGGAUCUUCACCAGCAACAUGUUUUGUUGAGAUAAGAGUUCUGGAACAAGGUGGAAUUUUUGGCUUGGAAGAAACAGUGGGAAAACCUUGUGAUCUUCAUUUGUGCUUGAUUAGUGAAGGAGCAGAAUGCAUUUUUAUUCCGAAAAACUUAUUUCUAGCAGAAGCCAGCACUGAAUUCAGGAGAGCAGUUUUGGAGCUGGUGUGUCCUUACCCCACAGAGGAGGCCAUUCAGGAGCACCUGACCACACAGCAAGUGUGGAAUGAGUACAAGGACAGACUCCUGGCACAGCACCCGAACACAAGAAGCAGGGCCACUGGCAGAGCUCAUUUUUGUUUUUUAAAAAUAUUAAAAGACAUUAAAAAACACAAGUGAAAGUUCAUUUCAGUAUGCUCGAAGACCUGCCUUUACGGAGAUGAGGGCACAGGAUAUAUAUAUGCAGUGCUGCUCAAAAAGAUGAUGUCACAGUCUAAUUUGCUCAGAACUGUAUCUUGGUAACUGUUACACUGGAAAACACAAUUGAAACCUGAGAAGUUGUACUGUUAUUUUUCAUUAAAUGAUGUGUUCAAGAUUUAGUUAUCCAAGAGGUUUUAGUUCACAUUGGAUAGUGUGCUCAAUACAUUUGUUAGUAAUAAAAGCAGGCUAGAAAACUGACUAAUAUGAUUGCAAUUAAAAAUAUGUGUGUGUGUGUGCACAUGUGUGUGUUUACCACAUACAAAAUGGCACAAGAAUUUAGCAAUGGUAAACUGAAUGGAAGUUUUUUUUUUUGUUUUUUAUUUUUUUUUUCUUUUGUCAGUACUGGGGAUUGAACUCAGGACCACAUGUGUACUGGCAGGGACUCUACCAUUGGGUUAAAUUCCCAGUCUCCAAGUUAUGCAUUUUUGUGUUUAUUUUUUUUCUUUUUUGAGUAUUUCUGUCUUUUCAAGAAUAUUAUACUAGCAAAUUACUCUUUUAAUCAGAAAAAUAAAGUCUUAAAAAAAUCCUGGUUCGGGGCUGGGAUGUGGCUCAAGCGGUAGCGCGCUUGCCUGGAAUGCGUGCGGCCCGGGUUCGAUCCUCAGCACCACAUACAAAGAUGUUGUGUCCGCCGAUAACUAAAAAAUAAAUAUUAAAAAAAAAAUCCUGGUUCUUCUUAGGCUAAUGUUUCCAUGAUAUAAACUUGGAAGACUGAAAAAUUAACACAGUGAAUAAAGAGGGAAAUGAUCCUGCAGGGAACUUCACAUUAUAUGAAACCUGUGUCUUGUCCUGGGAGAGUUAAAGAUGGUACAAUGGUUAGAUACUUUAGUGGAUGUUUGUUCAUGCCUCUAUCCCAGGUACCUACCUCUAAUUUCGGCUCUCAGGCACUCUGGCAGGACAACAGCAUCUCGCCCCCAGUGCCCACCCUGAGGGUUCUCCAGGAGAAAAGCUCAAGCAGAGUAAGAAUGGGAUUGGAUGGAUAAACGUUCCAGCCUUCCAAUCUUUGGUGGAAUG
Molecule: messenger RNA, 2554 nt
Organism: Marmota monax (woodchuck)
Lineage: Eukaryota; Metazoa; Chordata; Mammalia; Rodentia; Sciuridae
Product: cyclic nucleotide-binding domain-containing protein 2-like
Exons: 14
Coding region: 23-1462 (479 amino acids)
Source: RefSeq, a predicted model, not a curated record